UUCCAAAGCCAAGUUCCAACAUUUCAAGAUAUAGCGACUAAGUAAAUGCAUUAAAUUGUUUACACUUCGUUAAUAAAUUAAACAGACUAAGGCUGAAUGUGCCAGCCGCAUUACGACAUAAUCGCAGGACCAGACAAAAACAAGACCCAAGGGUACUUCAGAUAACUCAACAUGGCGGCGUCCAUUGGGAGGAGGAUGCGGUUGCUAUUCAACACUUCUUGGGUGGUAUCUUUGAGGUUUAGGCGAUCCGUGGGUACAUCAGCUGUUUUAUUUAAGAGGGCUGAUCCACUUGGGCCCAUGCCCAAUGAGAAUAUUGAUGCACAGAAUUUAGAAUCACUUGAGAAUUACCGCAGUUACCGCAGUUACGUUCGCUACCUUAAAGUGGCAGAGCAAGAAGCCACAAAGUCACAUUGGUGGAAAACGUAUAAACAUUACAUUGCACAGGAUAGUAGUGAAAGCUUUGCAGGUACAGAUGACAAAGUGGACAUUGGUCUACUAUAUCAGAGGCCAUCACGGAAAAAGGAGGUAAAAGAGCGAAAUCGGCAAGUAAAAGAAAAUCAUAGCAACCCAGAACUGGAAAGAGCAGCUCGCCACCGCACAUUGUUGAUUCCACUUGAUGAAGUGAAGACCGAUUGGGAGAAAAUAAAUGGGCCUUACCAGAUUCAGCGUGUGGCCGAGCAUUAUGGCAUAUACCAGCAUCUUUUUCACGAAGCUACUUUUGUUCCUUGGGUAAUGUUGCGUGUGGAGUACAGUCUUGAUGAGGAGAAUGUCAUGCCUGUUCAUCGUGGGAAUGUUGUAACUCCCAGUGAGGCUGUGUCUGCCCCUCGUGUAACAUUUGAAGCUGAAGAAGGCUCACUGUGGACACUUCUCUUCACAAAUCCAGAUGGACACCUAAGGGACAAUGAAUCUGAAUAUAUCCACUGGCUGGUGGGAAAUAUUCCAGGCAACAUGGUGGAGUCUGGAGAUCAUCUGUGUCGCUACUUCCCCCCAUUCCCUGCUAAAGGAACAGGCUACCACCGCUUCAUCUUUAUUCUUUUCAAGCAGGACACAAAGAUUGAUUUUAAGGAUGAAUACAGACCUUAUCCCUGUCAUUCUCUGAAGAUGCGGACGUUUCAUACAUAUGACUUCUAUAAGAAGUAUCAAGAUUUUAUGACUCCGGCUGGACUGGCAUUCUUUCAGAGCAGAUGGGAUGAAUCUGUCACCCAGGUGUUCCACCAUCUGUUGAAUAUGAAAGAGCCUGUGUUUGAAUAUGACCGCCCACCAGUUUACCAUCCUCCGCAAAAGAAGUACCCACAUCGUCAGCCUCUCAGAUACUUGGACAGAUACAGAGACAGUGAUGAACCUACUUAUGGUAUUUACUAAUUUGGCGCUUGAGUAUUGGAGAUGGAUGGACUUGUGAAGUAUCGUCAUGUGGAACAGCUGAAAGUCUGGUAACUGCUGCUGAUACUAACUAAAGACAGAACCUGUGGUAUAACUGUUCAUGCAGGUGAAUAUAUUUGGAGCCUUACCAAGAUAACCCAUAUUAAAAGUGACUUGGGACACUGGAUUUCUGCCUGCUUUACAUGAUGAUAGGUGGAAUACUGGUACUGGAAAUUGUUUUCUGGAGAAUAUCCAUAAAGGAUAACUGUGCCUCCAAGGAAUUUCUUCCAGAUGACAUUUUGUUACUGUCUUAAAAUGUUUUGUCUGUGAAACACAAAUGUGAGAACAGAAUGAUACUCGGAGGUGCUGCACUCUUCCUGCAGUAAUUAUAUUCAUGUUCAAUGCAGACUUUAUGUGCACCUCUUGACUCUUUAAAUGUGGAAGCCUAGUGCAGUAAUAAGAGUCUGAAGAGGUCAUUGGCUGCAGCUCUUUGUUUUAAUUCUGGUUAUCUCCAUUUACAUACUGUACAACUUUGAGCAAACCACUUAUCCGAGCUGUGGUGUGGGGUUCACAUCUGAAAAAAGUUGUUUUGCCUGUUGAGUCUUGCAUUGCUAAUAAAACAUUUUCUUACCAUA
Messenger RNA from Protopterus annectens (West African lungfish), 1994 nucleotides. RefSeq names its product mitochondrial ribosomal protein L38 (gene MRPL38). Lineage: Eukaryota; Metazoa; Chordata; Ceratodontiformes; Protopteridae. Bases 172 to 1362 code for a protein of 396 amino acids. The record is from RefSeq and is a predicted model, not a curated record. The transcript is spliced from 9 exons. Gene Ontology annotation, cellular component: mitochondrial large ribosomal subunit.